Messenger RNA from Caenorhabditis briggsae, 369 nucleotides. The transcript is spliced from 2 exons. The record is from RefSeq and is a predicted model, not a curated record. The coding region runs from base 1 to 369 and encodes 122 amino acids. Lineage: Eukaryota; Metazoa; Nematoda; Chromadorea; Rhabditida; Rhabditidae.
AUGUUCAAGUCUUUCGGAUUCUUCGCUCUUUGUAUCGUUGGCUGUUCGGUAGCUGCUCCAAUCCACGGAGACGUGGAUGAUGAACUUUUGGGAUUAGCUUGGGAGGCAGCUGCUACCAGUGUCAAUGUUGGAAACGCCGGAAAAUUCUGGGUACCAAUUGAAGUUCAAAGCUCAGACAAGUCUGGAUCUGUGACAAAUAUGGUUGUCGUGUUCCAAGAGUCGUGGUGUAGUCCAGCUGAAGGAAACGAUCUUGAGGAUGUUUGUGAAUCAAUGUGUCCAGUUUAUUAUGGAGGAGCUAAAGCUACCUACCGUAUCACUGCCACCGAAACCAACGGAGGAAGCGACUUCGAGUCCGUCAAGAUCGAAUGA